AUGCUGGACUCAUAUAGAGAUGCUAGGUGUGAAAGGAAGACAUGCUUGAGUUUUAUCUUAACCUUGGGUUCCAUUGUGUCAAUCUCUUCUCCCAUCUCUUCUCCCAUUUCUUACUCUUGGAUUCCAUUUGGCAUCAGAUAUGAUGAGAAGUGGCUGCUGAAUCUGAUUCAGAAACAAUGCAGUGUCCCCUUCACCCCAGUGCAAUUUCACUAUGAGAAAAUGCAGGCCCAGUUCUUUGUUGAGAAUGCCGGCAGUGCCUUCGCAUUGAAGAGUGUCAACGGCAAGAUCUGGAAUGAGAAUAAUGAAAUGAUAUCUAUCUUUGUCCACCCCUCUGAUGCACCCCAGCCUGUGCAGAAGGAGCUGAAGCCAGAAAAUGUGGAUCAGAUAAAGUUGACCACAAACAAAAGAUGUGUAGUCUCCUAGCAAUCUCUUAACAUCCAGAAAGUCCGCUUUGCCCCUGACAUGGUCACCCGAGAUAUUGAAAUGGUACCAAAUCCUAGAAACAGCAUGGCUGCCUCCCGGCAGACUCAUGAAAAGAACAUGUUCAAGGCUGCAGGGGAGUUGGACAAGGGCAAAAGACUGCAGCGAGAAGACAUGAGUGCAAACAGAAGCCCCCUGUGCACCACCUUUCCCGAUAAAUCAACCAACAUAAGCUCCAUCCUGGAACUGUUUUCCAAGUUAUUGUGCCUGGAUGGCCAAGAGUCACCUUCACCAACCAGCGUUGGUAUUGCAGCCCACAAGAGGUUACCAACCUGCAAGGGAAGCUUCUUUGGAUCUGAUGCGCUGAAGAGUCUGGUCCUGCAAUUCCUGCAGCUGUACUACUUGAUCUAUGACUCUGGAGACCUUCAGGGUCUCCUUGGUGCUUACCACGAUGAGGCCUGCUUCUCCCUGACCAUUCCCUUCAACCCCAAGGAGCCAGCCCCAAGCAGCUUGUGCGAGUACCUCAAGGAAAGCAGGAACAUGAAGAAGGUCCAGGACCCCUGUGCGUGUGUGAUAGGGGAAGAUUGGGCAGGGGAAGGAGAUGUGAGGGGCUAAUCAUUGGACCCAGGGUGUGGAAACCCCUGAACUUCACUUGCUUUUCCACCCCCCCCCCAUAGACCUGCGUGUUCAGCUGCUGAAGCAUACAAAACAUGACAUUGUGCACUCCCUCUGUGUGCUGCCCAAAACUCAGCAUGACCUCAGCUCCUUUGUGGUGGACAUAUGGUGUCAGACGGUGAGCACCUGCUUCCCCCCAAGGGUAGCCCUCAGAAAGCCACAGGUGGGUAGGAAGUGUAGGUGACUUAGCACCUGGGCUCUUCCCUUUUAGGACUUGAUGCUCUGCUUCUCUGUCAACGGAGUGUUCAAGGAAGGUGAGUGUGUGUAGAACCUCCUCCUCAGCUGCCCCACUGCCCCUUCCUUGGUGGUUGGGCUCCCUCUCAGAACUCUCCCAGCUUCCCCAAUUCCUGCUGUGUUCUCCUGUCCUCACUCUGUCCUCAAACCACCCUUAUCUGAACCAGGUAUAUGCCUGUCUACCCCACACAGCUUGGGCAUUAGGGACACAGUGUGUGGAAUUUGAUAGCUCUCACCCUAGAUCCUUACUCUGUGAACUUGGGCUCAGAACCUGUAAGUUUUGAGGAGUAUUCAUUGGUCCCAGCACAUAGUCGGAUCCCUGUCAUGGGGAACAGAUUGCCUUCCUCUUUCAGAACACUCUGACUCCCAGAGAACAAUUGUCCCCUCCAGCACGAAUGAAUAUCAAGUCAGACCAUGACUGGGAAUGCUGUGUGAGUGUGUAAAGCAUGUGGAAUGCUAAGAGGUGUUGUAAUUUGUUUUUUGUUGUUGAA
This is a messenger RNA of Neofelis nebulosa (Clouded leopard), 1820 nucleotides long. Its product is annotated as nuclear RNA export factor 3-like. Gene Ontology annotation, biological process: poly(A)+ mRNA export from nucleus. NCBI's taxonomy places the organism in Eukaryota, Metazoa, Chordata, Mammalia, Carnivora, Felidae. Gene Ontology annotation, cellular component: nucleus; cytoplasm. Gene Ontology annotation, molecular function: RNA binding. The record is from RefSeq and is a predicted model, not a curated record. The transcript has 12 exons.